Tilletiaria anomala UBC 951 is the source of this 1950-nucleotide messenger RNA. RefSeq lists its product as uncharacterized. NCBI's taxonomy places the organism in Eukaryota, Fungi, Basidiomycota, Exobasidiomycetes, Georgefischeriales, Tilletiariaceae. The transcript has 2 exons. The coding region runs from base 112 to 1722 and encodes 536 amino acids. Gene Ontology annotation, biological process: regulation of cyclin-dependent protein serine/threonine kinase activity. The record is from RefSeq and is a predicted model, not a curated record. Gene Ontology annotation, molecular function: protein kinase binding; cyclin-dependent protein serine/threonine kinase regulator activity. Gene Ontology annotation, cellular component: cyclin-dependent protein kinase holoenzyme complex; nucleus.
CGUCGCCUCGACCUCGAUCAUAUACUUGACCUUCUCAGGACGGCUCCAUCCCAUUAUUGUCACCACUUGCACAACGUUGUUCUUAGAACAGCUCUACGGAAUUCGACCAUAAUGGCAGCAGUAGCAACGCAAUGGCCCACGGCUGUUGCGCCGCUAGAGCCACGGCACGGUCGAAGCAGCUCGGCGUCAGGUGCUUGCAGCACCCAGCAAGUGCAGCAAUCGCACCCGCACCAGCAAGCUUCUUCCCCACGACUGGACUUUGACCGCUUUUACGGGCAUAGAGAACUGUCCGAGCUCUGCGAAACGGUCAUCUCCGCUCUGUUUGCAUGCCCUCUGGACUCGGCGGCUGCAUCGGCAGCCUGCAACGGUACUGGCACCAAGGCGGGACGACAAGCGCCGCGCCUAGCUGAGUUCAUCGCAUAUGCGGUGCAUCGCACCCGGCUGCCUCUCGCCGUCACACACCAAGCUCUGUUCCUGCUCAAGAGGCUCAAGGCACGUUUCCCUGCUGCCAGGGGCUCAAGUGGUCACCGUCUCUUCAUCUCUGCCUUGAUGCUGGCGAGCAAGGCGAGCUGCGAUGAUACCUACAGUAACAAGAGUUGGACCAUCGUCGGCCAGGGCUUGUUCUCGCUGCGAGAAGUGAACCAAAUGGAGCGCGAGCUCUUUGGGUAUCUCGGCUUCAAGGUCAACGUCAGCAAUGAAGACCUCACACCAUUCGUCGCCAGCCUAAACAGCGGGCGGAUCAACGAAGCUAUCUCCACAGUGCCAGCGCUAGCGCAGACUUAUGCGGCGCCAUCAACAUCGACAGUGCCAGUCUCAUCACCGUGCAUUGCGACAGCACCAAUCACGAUGGCGGUAAGGUCCGAGUCACUCAGUACCAUGCCACCACACGCCACAUACGAGUCCGCCUCCGUUGCGAGCUCACCCUCACUCGUCGGGCCACACCGCUCGACUAGCCACCGCACUCGGCACCAGUCCACUGCAGAGACAGUCUCGACCUUCAACAACCGCGCGUCCAUCUCCGGGUACCCGAGCGCUAUGAGCCGCUCGUCAUACUACGCCUCUGCAUCACACCCGCAUAUGUACCACCCUCAUCACUACGCGAGCACACUGCCGGCAGCGUCUUCGCCACGAGCAGCAGCGUUCAUGCAACGCAGCGCCUCGGCGCACCACGAGCGGACAAGCAGCGCUCAUGCCUUCCAGCAGUACACAAUGGGUUUGCGCGAGGCAUCUAACAGUGCACCGCCUGCAUCUAUGGUGCCAGCGAUCACACCUCCUGCUCUUUCGCAAUCGUACUGCAUGUCGUCACCGUCAUCUUCGUCCUGCUCGUCGCUGCGGCAAUCCUUCUCUGCCGCCUCGACCGGCUCUUCGUUCUCCGCUUCUCCAAGCCCGAGCCUCAUCGGUGGCAGCAGCUCGGCAAGUCGGUAUUCUUCCUCCCUCUCCAGCGGUCGGACGACUCCAGACCUGGAAACACCGCCGACCGAGUUUGAUGAGGAUGCGUGCUACUCGGACUCUUCCGUCUCGCCUGUUGCACAGGAUGUUGACGACGCGGCGUGGCAACAUGGUGGCAAUACACGCGCCGCCUCCCACGGCGCAUCGUAUGACGGUCGACCGUUCUAUGCAGCGGUGCAGCAGCACGCUCACCAGUACCAACCGUACCGUGGUGACAAACAUGAUCCGACAGCGGCUAUGCUAGCCAACUAUGCGCCGCAAUGGUCUGCAUGAUGACGGACACUUGGUUUCCAUUACCUUCCUGCGCACAGUAGCAUCUCGCAUUUUAUUCCCGCCUCCGACUUUUUUGCUUUUAUUGUCGUUGGCCUUUUCGCCUGGUCCAUUAAGCAUCUCAUCAACCAAAAGCCGGAAUCCAGACGACGCACAGCACGUUGCAGAAAACAGGACUCAUCUGUUCUUUGGGUUCUUGAUUUCUUCAAUGUUGUCUGUCUGGGCAACUCG